Messenger RNA from Rosa chinensis, 750 nucleotides. RefSeq names its product acyl-coenzyme A thioesterase 13-like. The coding region runs from base 35 to 562 and encodes 175 amino acids. Gene Ontology annotation, molecular function: fatty acyl-CoA hydrolase activity. The record is from RefSeq and is a predicted model, not a curated record. The transcript is spliced from 3 exons. NCBI's taxonomy places the organism in Eukaryota, Viridiplantae, Streptophyta, Magnoliopsida, Rosales, Rosaceae.
UAAAUUGACGUACAGAGAGUUAGUUCGAGGCAGCAUGCCCUUCUUUCACGUCGGAGUGAGUGAGUCGAUCAGGGACGGAUCCCACAAUAUGCAGAUGGCCAAGGAGUACCUGGAUCUGACCGAUCACGACUCAGAGGCCGUAUCGCAACUCGACAUUGCAGCUCAACGAGCCGGGGUCGAGUUCUACGAGGUCUUCGCUCUUCGAGGCAUCCGAGUCGACCGAGUCGAACCCGGACUCGUCGUUUGUUCUUUUAAGGUCCCUCCCCGCCUCACCGACAGAGCUGGAAAUUUUGCCACUGGUGCAAUUGCAAACCUUGUUGAUGUAGUUGGUAAUUCUACAGUUUAUUGUCUCGGUCGCCCUAUGAAUGUUUCAAUAGACAUGUCCAUCUCGUAUAUGUCAAAGGCAAAGAUCGAUGAUGAAUUAGAGAUCACCUCAAAGAGGUUAGGACAAAGAGGACGUUAUUUUGGAACAAUAGUGGUGCUGAAAAACAAAGCAACUGGGGAGAUUAUAGCUGAAGGUCGACAUUCAUUGUUUCGUUCAAAUUUUGUUCCCAAACUCUGAGUCCUGCCUUUUCUCACACAGACCUAUAAAUGAACUCUAAGCUCUGGGGGGAAUGAUCCCCAUUUAGAUUAGACUCUUGUAAUUAAUUAUUAGAUUGUAUAAAUAUGUAGAUUCUUGGCAUUUGGCAAUGUUGUUGAUCAAAUGAACAAUUGAUAUGGAGCUAAAUCUUUCCCACUGAAUCAUUCAUA